UGUUGCGGGGGGCCCUCUUUAGCUGCGGACUCCCAAGCGGAAGUUGCUUUCCUAGCGGAGACGGGAGUGGGGGAGGAGCCGUCCGAGGGGAACGUGGGUUGAACGUUACUGGUAGAUGGUGUGGAGCUCAAGCUGGAACAGGAGUUCGGACCGAUUCUACACGAAGAAGGGGUGUGCUUCGGGCCGGAUUCAUUGAAAAAUCCUUAGUGAUAUUGGCAUAUUCCAAGUGAAAUAAAUUAGCCAAUGACUCGGAUUGAUGGAUUCUCUGAAGAUUGGAAAUGGUUUGCCACGGGUUGGACCAGGGACUGAUAUAGGGAUAUCUUCACUCCCCAAGCUGGGGUACUUGGGAAAAAAUUCAGCUAAAGUUACAACGGAUAGGCAUUGCCCUGCCUGUAGAGCAAAAGGAAAGCUAAACACCUUAAAAACUUACCAAAUUAACUUCCAAGAGUCUAUCUCUCUGUGUGAAGAUCUUCAGUGCAUUUAUCCUUUGGGCUCUGAAUCACUUACUAAUUUAAUUUCUCCUGAUUUGGAAGAUUGUCACACUCAAAAUAAGCCUCAAAAAAGAAAGAGAUUGGAAAGCAGCUGUAAGAAUUCAACGCUUCCAGUACAUUCUAAAAAGACUAGAAAUCACUUUGUCACUGGUGAACAGAUUUUGAAUGGUAAAUAUAAUGGAAAAGUGUGUGGUGACACCUCAUCAAGUUUACCAGAUAACAUUGGUCUCCAGAAUCCUGUCAGGACAGUUGAUUCCUUGGAGCAGAAUGAGACUUUGGAAGCUGGAAACACGGACGUGGUUCCUACAGAAGAUCCUGCCACAGUUACUGUCUCUGGAACGCUCCCCCAAAGUGAAGGGUCUGGGCUGGAAGUGCCAUCCAAGAGCAGAUGUUUAUCCUUUUGCCAGACUCUGUGUGUCCAGUGGAAAAACUCUCAGGCGCUCUGCUGGCUGGACUGUAUCCUUUCGGCCCUGGUGCACCUGGCGGUGCUGAAGAGCGCUGUGGUGGAGCUGUGCUCCAGAGAUGGGUGUGUGUUUGGGAGGCUGUUGGAAGCAUACCACCGGGCAGAUAAGCUUCUGCACACCCAUCACUUGCAUUCUGUCACAGGUGAAGAUUGUCCAAAACUGACGUCAGAAAUACUUGCAGAGAUAGAGACCUGUCUGAAUGAAGUUAGAGAAGAAAUUUUUUUUAAACUUCAGCCUAAGCUUAGAUGCACAUUAGGUGAGAUGGAAAGUCCCGUGUUUGCAUUUCCUGCACUCUUAAAACUAGACCCCCAUGUGGAGAAGCUCUUUACCUACUCUUUUUCUUGGAAUUUUGAAUGUUCCAAUUGUGGACACCAGUAUCAAAACAGGUGUUCGAAGAGCCUGGUCACCUUUACAAAUGUUGUUCCUGAGUGGCACCCACUCAAUGCUGCCCAUUUUGGUCCAUGUAACAGUUGCCACAGUAAAUCACAAAUAAGAAAAAUGGUGUUGGAAAGAGCCUCGUCCGUGUUCAUGCUGCACUUCGUGGACGGCUUGCCUCGGGAGGACCUGCAGCACUACGCCUUUCCUUUUGAAGGUAGUCUUUAUCAAGUCACGUCUGUGAUUCAGUACCAAGCAAAUAACCAUUUCAUAACGUGGAUCUUAGAUGCUGAUGGGAGUUGGCUGGAGUGUGAUGACUUAAAGGGUCUGUGUGCUAAAAGGCACAGGACAUGUGAAGUGCCGGCCUCAGAGAUACACAUUGUUGUUUGGGAAAGGAAGUUCCAGGUCCUGACUGAACAAGCUGCCUGCCUUCCACUCACAAAGCCAAGAGCGCAGCAUGCGUCAGGUGAGGAGCAGCCAGCUUCGCCAGCACUGUGUUCUGUGGGUGGGACUGCCACCUCAGAACCGUCAGUCGUCCACCCCACACGUAUGCCAGUUGCUCCUCAGACUUUUCCAGAAGUCCAAGCUGUAGCUCCUGGCGAUAGUGUACUUCCGGGAACAAAAGGCGUGCUCGAAACUGCCUCUGUUUCUCAGAGUGACUCCAGAGAUUGCCUGUUAGAAGACAAGCCUGUGGCAGAGUGUGCAGGACUGGGCAGCGCACUUCCUUGGCCACUACGAGACUCACUGAUGACUUCCUUACUGUCCAGCCCAUGUGAAGGAAAGCCAGUGACCCCUCCAGUUAGGAGCACAGACCCACAGGCAGGAGACACUGUGGUUCCUGAGCCUGUGACUGAUGCCCCUCUCCCUCUUCCUGCCCAGGAAUUGAAGUCCAUGGCAGCUGAGAAGGACGCUCAGAUUCAGUUGCUGCCACUUAGAGCUGAGAGGCUAAAACCCGCACAGCCUGGUCAGUCUCAGGCAUCCGAUCUGAGAAAGAGAGGAACCGCAGCAUCUUCUAGUGUGGGAGCAGCCAGGUCACCGCAGACUCAGCCUCGGCAAGAUGAUCAGAAGAAAGCUUUCGUGGGAAGCUGGGUGAAAGGGCUGUUGAGCAGGGGUGGUGCGUUUAUGCCACCCUGUGUUUUGGCUCAGAAUAAAGCAGUGACUGCCCUGCAGCCCUCCGUUAAAGGAGCCAACAAUUACGAUGGCUUUAAGACGAAAAAUGUAAGCCGGAAGGCCAAGAGGAUGGCCAAGAAGGCAGCUAAGCAGGUGGACGAGCCGUCUCCAGGCAGCAGCAGCAGCUCUCCACCUUCAGGUAGCACAGCUGCUGUGUCCCAUGCUGGUGGGACAGCCUCGUCACCCCUGUUGAAGGGGCAGGAAAGCUCAUGUGCUGCCCCCCUCACCCACAAUUCCCAUGGCAGUGAAAGUGCCAUCUCUCCAGCAAGCUGUGGAGAUGCAGCUGAAGAUCAGGUUCAUAAGCUUCGGCUCAAACUUCUUAAAAAAUUAAAGGCAAAAAAGAAGAAACUAGCUGCUCUCAUGUCUUCCCCGAACCGUGGGACAUCCGUAAGUGACCAUUCAGAGCCAGUGUCCCAGUGUGGGUCUCCAAAUGACUGUGAGUCCAUAGAAGACCUGUUAAAUGAGUUACAGAAUCAAAUUGACCUUGCGCACAGCAGCAGUUCCGGGUGCACCGCUGCUCCUGGUGCUACCUCCUGGAACAGCCAGAGUCAUGAGGAGAUUUUAGCAGAGUUACUGUUGCCUCCGGCCCUGUCUGAGCCCUCUGCAAGUGUGGAGCCCGACUUGAGGUAUGUGGAGAUGGAGGACAGCACACCAGCGCCUAAUGAAUUCAGUGCUGUUCCCCAGAACACCUACCUGAGACAGGACCAUAACUACUGCAGCCCCGAGAAAAACCAGUGUGAAGCCGAGCUUCCUUCACUCACAGACAGUGCCUGUAUAAGAACCUUGAACUUGGGGAGCCCCAUGAAGACUGAUAUUUUUGAUGAUUUUUUUCCUACUUCAGCAUUGAGUUCUUUAACAAAUGACUCGUUAGAUAUACCUCAUUUUGAUGAAUAUCUGUUUGAGAAUUGCUGAGUUGUUGUUAACGUUUUAGUUUAACACUGAGCACUGCUGCAAGAGGACGUGACUUACGGGUAGUGUUUGGCUGACACGCACACCCUUGUGUUCUAGCCUUGGGGAAGGUGUAAGCUCCUGGGCUCUCCCUUUGGUUCUUGUGAAGCGUGGGACCUGCUGCAAAUUAAAACCUUUGUUUUCGUGA
Molecule: messenger RNA, 3596 nt
Organism: Onychomys torridus (southern grasshopper mouse)
Lineage: Eukaryota; Metazoa; Chordata; Mammalia; Rodentia; Cricetidae
Gene: Uspl1
Product: ubiquitin specific peptidase like 1
Exons: 9
Coding region: 257-3412 (1051 amino acids)
Biological process (GO): protein desumoylation; Cajal body organization
Cellular component (GO): Cajal body
Molecular function (GO): SUMO binding
Source: RefSeq, a predicted model, not a curated record